CUCUCUGGCUGGGAGUGCUCGGCGACUCGUUUGGAUGUCCGAGGCUGAGGCGCCGGAGUCGGGAGAAAUGUCCUGAAAACACGCUUUAAAAAGCCAAACCAAGGAACUGGGCGAGAACCGGGGUGUUCGCGAGUCGGUGUAAAGUGAACGGAGACAUUUCCAACGUUAGAGGGUGGUUUUUUUCGAAGAUAUCCCGGGAGUUACCUGAGCUGGAGCGAAGUCCUGCGCUUGGGAAACUUUGGAGCGGCGUUAGCUCGGUGCUAAGCCUGUUAGCGCGCAGCGCUGCGGCCGAACUUUCUCCACCGACUUCACCGCAACAGGUCGACCCAGCCAUGAAGGAGGGACCCUCACAAGCCUGACGGAGACAUUUAUCGCUUUUCAUCCAGCUGGGAAAACGCAGCGAAGGGGAAAAGAGGAUAUAGAAAGUGUGAGUUAAGUUAGUUUAACCGGCCAGGUACGGAAACCUUCACCGCGGUCGGUGGCUACGCUAACGCUAGGUUAGGUUAGCCACACAGGGCAGAGAAAACAACACGGAUUCGCUUUAAAUGCGACACGACGCCAAGAUGAUGCCGAUGUUCUUGACCGUGUACCUCAGUAACAAUGACCAGCAUUUUACGGAGGUGCCCAUCACGCCGGAGACCAUGUGCCGCGACGUGGUGGAGCUUUGCAAAGAGCCGGGAGAGACGGACUGCCACCUGUCCGAGAUGUGGAGAGGCUCAGAGCGCGCCGUGGGAGAGGGCGAGAGGAUGCUGGAGCUGCUGCAGCGCUGGGGGUCACACAGGGCCGAGGUUCGCUUCUUCCUGCGGCACAACCGAGCGCCGGGCCGCGAGGCAGCGAAUGCCAGGGGAAUGGAACAGAAGAGGAAUGGUGUAAAAGGACCAUCAGACAGAAGGACGGAGAACGGGGUUGCUGCUCCGCGGAUGGACAUGACUCUGGCAGAGCUGCAAGAGAUGGCAGCCCGACAGCAGCAGCAGAUCGAUGCCCAGCAGCAGCUCCUAGCCUCUAAGGAGCAGCGUCUGCGCUACCUGAAGCAGCAAGAACAGAGGCAGCAGCAUCAAACCUCUGAGCAGGAGAAGCUGCAGCGCCUGAGGGAGAAUGUGGAGAAGCAGGAGGCUCGGCUGAAAAAAGUGCGAGCCCUGAAGGGCCAGGUAGAGCAGAAGCGCCUCAGCAAUGGAAAACUGGUGGAGGAGAUCGAGCAGAUGAACAAUCUGUUCCAGCAGAAACAGCGAGAGCUGGUGGUGGCUGUGUCUAAAGUGGAGGAGUUAAGCAGGCAGCUGGAAAUGCUGAAGAACGGUAAGAUGGAUGCCCUCCAUGACAACCAGAGCUCUGUGGCUGAGCUGGAUCGACUCUACAGAGAGCUACAGCUGCGGAACAACAUGAACCAGGAGCAGAACGCCAAGCUGCAGCAGCAGAGGGAGAGCCUGAACAAGAAGAACCAGGAGGUGGCUGCCAUGGACAAGCGAGUCAGUGAGCUCCGUGAUCGCCUGUGGAAGAAGAAAGCAGCUCUGCAGCAGAAGGAGAACCUUCCUCCACAGAUCCCAGGCGUCUUAGACCCUGCACAGAUUGAAAAUGGCUUCCCUGUUAAGGAGAAGGCUUCAAAAGACCCCCAACUUAAGGUGCCGCCUGAUGGUCAGGCGCCCCAGCCGGUGGGCCCCUCUCGGGUGGCUGCUGUUGGACCAUACAUUCAGUCGUCCACCAUGCCUCGCGGCCCAGUGAGACACGAGCUGCUAGUGAAGCCCACCUACCCAGACGGCACAGCCACGCUGCCGACUCAGGACAAGAGCGCAGCGCUAAACCAGGGCAAACCUGGCCCAGGGCUGCAGUCAGCAAAGGUGGCCGACUGGAGUUCACCCGCCACGGAGCCCAGCGCUGUCCAUGGCUCCUCCACUCUUCCUCGUAUGCCAAGCCAGGCUCCAGCAGAGCAAGAUGACACAGAAGUGCUGAAACGUGGCCAGCAGGACCGAAAGGUGCGGCCAGUCUCCAUGUUCGAGCCCACCGAGCCGCCUGCGGCAUCCUUGCGCAAGAACCAAAGCAGCGAGGACCUUGUGAGGGACGCCCAGGGUGCUGUCAAAAACACUGUGAAGGUUCCUCCACCAGUGCCAAGCAAACCCAGACAGGUCAACCUGCCCUCUGGUGGUCAGAUUGGGUACGGCAAGCCUGGUCUCAUAACAGGAACCUUCCCUGGCAAGAGCAAGCCAGCCAGCCAGCAGCAGUCUACCGGCCCCCACUCCCGCAUGCCCCUUCCCUCAUCCCAGAGCAACACCUUACCCCUGCCCUCUAAGCAGGAGGCGCCGCCAGCUGCCACUGUCCGACCUUUCACUCCAGAACCACCAGGGGCCAAGGACCCCAGCGGGCAGCCUUUCCACAAGCCCCAGACACUGGCGGCCAGCUCCAUCUACUCUAUGUACACAAAGCAGCCCACUCCAGGGAAGGGCUUGCAGCAAGGGGUGCAAGGAGCACUGAAUCGCUCCCAGACUCGCAACAACUUUAUUAGUGUGUAUGGGAAGCCUGUGAUUCCGACAGGUCAGCAGUCCCAGCCCCAGCAUGUCGAAAACCCCUAUCUGGAGCGGCCCUCCGUUCAGGAGACGGAGGCAGACCACAGCACGAACGGUGGUCCUGCUCCAGAGAACCAGGAGACAGAGCGCAUCCCAAGACCACUCAGCCCCACCAAGCUGCUGCCCUUCAUCUCCAACCCCUACCGCAACCAGAGCGACGUGGACCUGGAGGCUCUGCGGAAGAAGCUGUACAACGCUCCCAGACCCCUCAAGAAGCGCAGCUCCAUCACCGAACCUGAAGGUCCAGCUGGUCCCAACAUUCAGAAGCUCCUCUAUCAGAAGACCACCCUGGCUGCUAUGGAGACCACCGUGAACUCUCCUAGUCCUGCAGAGGAGGAGAAUUUACCGGCAUCCGAUUCCCUCACCCCUGAAGAACCCUCACCCGAAGUACCUGAACAGCCACAUUCUGACCCACCACCGCCACCAACAACCGUACUGAAGAUAGAUGGCGAGGACUUUAUCCCUCCUCCUCCGCCUCCACAUCCAGCCCCACGUCCUGAAGAGGCCCUCUUACCUUCACCCCCUCCUCCUUUGGCAGAGGAGCAGAUGCCUGGGCUUCCACCACCUUCAGAGAGCUACAUGGAGGAGUUCCCUCCAUACCCUCCACCUCCUUACCCCAGCGGUGCUGAGCAGGAAGCCCUGGGAGAAGACACCUUCAAUAUGAAGCCCCCUGAGGUCACGGGCCAGGUUCCUCUCCCACCUGGCAAGAGGACAAACCUGCGGAAGGUUGGAUCGGAGCGCAUCGAUCACAGCAUGAGGGUCAAAUUCAAUCCCCUGGCUCUUCUUCUCGACUCCUCUCUGGAGGGAGAGUUUGACCUGGUGCAGAGGAUCAUCUAUGAAGUUGAGGACCCAAGUCAGCCCAACGAUGAGGGCAUCACAGCUCUGCACAAUGCCGUCUGUGCCGGUCACACGGAAAUCGUUAAGUUCCUGGUGCAGUUCGGAGUCAACGUCAAUGCUGCGGACAGUGACGGCUGGACCCCACUGCACUGCGCAGCCUCCUGCAAUAACGUGCAAGUGUGCAAGUUUCUUGUGGAGUCUGGAGCCGCCGUGUUUGCUACCACCUACAGCGACUUGCAGACGGCUGCCGAUAAGUGUGAGGAGAUGGAGGAGGGUUACACCCAGUGCUCGCAGUUCCUCUACGGAGUCCAGGAGAAGAUGGGCAUAAUGAACCGAGGUGUGGUGUACGCACUGUGGGACUACGAGAGCGAGGAGGACGACGAGCUGCAGUUCAGAGAGGGAGACUGCAUGACGGUGGUGCGGAGAGAAGACGAAGACGAGGUCGAGUGGUGGUGGGCGAGGAUGGGGGACAAAGAGGGCUACAUCCCCAGAAACCUCCUCGGACUGUAUCCAAGAAUAAAGCCACGACAAAGGAGCUUGGCUUAAAUCGACGCGUGGCUCUGGAGGACGUUCAUAUCCCUCCGAGAUGGACUGCCACACUCGAUAUCGGUAUCCUAAAACAUGCUAAAGACUAAUGCAUGAGGACCUGCAAACAGAUGAAGAGACCAAAACAUGAAGGAUAUUUUCUAAGGAAGACAAACUGACAGUUCAAGGAAAGAAAACUGGCAGUUGAACUCCACGCUGCAGAUGGGUUUAGGACCACUGACUCUUUUGGCUCAUCUGAGGCACUUUUCUAAUUCGUUGAAUAUAUUGUUUUUCUUUCUUACUUCUCGCCAUUGUGCUAACCGUAUUCAUCCUCUUGUGCGAGUCGCGUCUAGAAUACAGCGGAGUAUUUCUCUAUAAUGGGAAUAUCAUGUCUUGUGUAGCUGAUCUGUGCUUUAUCUCCUGCUCUCUUGGGUGUUUGUUACAUGUUUUUAUACACAGACAGCUCCUUCCCUAGUCAGUGCUUUAUUAUGUCAGUUAUGAGAUUAUUGAACUACGAUUAGGCCUGUUGAAUGCGUUACACUGGGCCGACCCUUCUUUAGACAAUCCGGAGAUCGUGUUUUGAUGUACCUCGUCAUCCUAUACGAUUAAACACCUCAGCCGCUGAAAGGAGGAACCUUUGGGAGCGGUACGUGGCGAAUCAGCCACAAUACGGAGACGUUUAAAUCACAAAUUCCCUGGUUGUAGUGAUGUUAACUGACGUGAUGCUUCAAAUCACCUCUUGGAACUCGUUUUCUCCAAGAAAGAACACAAUGCGGCGAGAGACCCUCGUGUCAGGGCCCUCGGAGCUCAGAAAAGUGCUUGAAAUCCAAUGAAGUAUUUACACUGUAGGCUUUAAUUAGUGAUUUGAGACCACUGCGUUUACCUUCGCUCAGUAUUUGUUUGCCUCCAAGUGAUAAACUCUAUGUAACGUGACGAACCGAAACGGCUUGAGUGCUGCAGAUCAAAGUGGGGGCGCCUGAAACCGCUGGAGUACCGGAUUAAGCUGAUCUCUCUUGUCCCAGACGAUGGAGCCUCGUUGUGUUCAUCAUUCCGUCUGGCCAGUGAUCAAAUGCUGGUGUUUGUUCUGUUGGAUCUCUUUAAUCAAGAGCUGUUAUCACAUUUCCGCUGGUGAUAUGGUGGAAGUGAUAUGGCUAAGUAUUCUCCCUUUAUCCCCCUUUUUUUUGGUCUUCUUGUCUGUGUACCUACUUUUUAGCGCCUCCUUUCACAGUAGAUGGUUUGAUCUCCUCAGCAGACACCGCUGUCGAGGCAGAUGUAUUUAUUUUGUUAUUUUACUGUGAUUUCUCGUCUCCGUCUCGUGCUCUGUAACCUCACUCAAUCAUAAACCAUUUUACACACUAAA
This is a messenger RNA of Pygocentrus nattereri (red-bellied piranha), 5277 nucleotides long. It is a transcript of the gene tp53bp2a, whose product is annotated as tumor protein p53 binding protein, 2a. Gene Ontology annotation, cellular component: nucleus. Gene Ontology annotation, biological process: signal transduction; regulation of apoptotic process. Lineage: Eukaryota; Metazoa; Chordata; Actinopteri; Characiformes; Serrasalmidae. Gene Ontology annotation, molecular function: p53 binding. The coding region runs from base 546 to 3938 and encodes 1130 amino acids. The record is from RefSeq and is a predicted model, not a curated record. The transcript has 20 exons.